AUGUCGGCUCCAUACUACUCUGGUCAAGCAAGCACCUCCUCCGAUUCGCCUUAUCGUCCUGGUACAGCUGACAGCGUUUGGGAGCAGAGCAGGUCAUCUUCCAUGGGCGAAGCUCGUCCCGACCUGUUUGCCCAUACAACAACGGGUGCUGCGCCGUCGUCAUCGUCAUCAUCACACUUCCGCCCUGAGCCCCUGCUUCCGUCUCAAUCAUCCGCGAUCGGCGGUUCGCAGGCAGGCGUCUACUUCGGCGCAAACGUCGUCACGCCGCGCCAAACCGCUUUUCCCAGGGAUCAGAUUGAUGCUGGCGCUCAUUUCAGCACCCCUGGUGUGAUGGACAGCUUCGAUCACGGUGUCCAAGCCAUGGUGCCCACCGAGACGCCGCGCGCGGCUCACUUUGGAGGCGGCAGCAGCGCCCUAGUUGGAACUCCGCACACCUUUGCGGCUCCCACCAGCUCAGCUUGGCCGAGUACCGUUCAGCAGCAGCAGCAGCAGCAGCAGCAGCAGCAUCAGCAUCAGCAACACCCGCAACAGCAGCAGUCGGAGUCUAUGGCUUACAAUCGGUAUGCGUAUCCUAGCCAGGGCAGCUCUAGCUCGUGGGCUAGUCCUGCCGGACUGUCCAUGUCGCAAAGUAUCGUCUACGACUCUUCCUCGUCCGCCAACACGAGUCCCAAUCGAUCUCAGACGUACUAUGACAUGCCGAAAGAGCAGUUCGACCAUACUGGCUAUGCUUCUCACAUGGGCUCGCACAACUAUCCGAUGUAUGGGACUUCCACGUCCAAGAUGGGCCCAUCCAGCGCUUACAUCUCGGCGCCGCAGCCAGAGUAUCCGCCGGAAGAGAUCGAUAGUAUGCUCAACCAGGUUUCCACUCUUUAUAAGACGGCCAACACCAAGAAGAUGGCCGAGUUUCACCGCGACAAGUGGGCACGCGUGUGGUUGAAUUGUAAUUACACUCUCAAGCCUUCGAUCCAGAUCUCGAUACCACGGACCAUUCUGCAUGAGUCGUAUCGCCGGGCUUGCGACUCGUUCGGUCUCGAACCGCUUCAAGCUGCCUCUUUCGGCAAAGUCCUCCGAAGCCAAUUCCCCGACGUUGCGCAACGGCGUCUCGGGGGUCGAGGUAAGACCCGCUUCCACUACUGCGGCUUUGGCACGUCCAACGAGCGCGAGGCUCUCAAGGUCAAAUCGCUUCUCGAAGACGAAAAGGCCGGCAAGCUGCAACUCAGUGCUGGUCUCAGUGCAGAGUACGCUGCGGAAGCCAGAGCUUCAUCUCGUUCCGAAACACAUGACGGCGAGUCUUCGUCGUCGUACCGCACGCAGACCUCGUCCGAAGCAUCGUCUUCGGGUGAGGGCCCGUCGUCGUCUCGAGUUGUGCAAUAUACGAACUCGCCCCAUACUUCUUCGGAAAGCGGUGGUUUGGGCCACUCUGGCAUCGCCACCGACGACCGUCUCAUCGCAUCUGCCUUUGCAACCCUCAACAGUGCCGUGCUCACUCCGCCAGGAACAAGCUCGGGCACUACCUACGGUGGUCCAGAUGCCGGACGUCAUCCGCAGGUGCCGUCGCAAGGCCAUGCGAAUGUCUCGCAUUCGACCAAUGUUGGCGGCGCGACCAUCCCAAGGCGCCACACCGUCUCGCAUUCCUACUCGGGUCUGGGCGACUUCUCGCUUCUGUCAGGCAUGCAUACAACAAGCGAGACGGCCGAUGCGGGGGUAUUGCAUCCCUCGGGCGACGUCUCUAUCUUUGGUCCCGGUACUGCUUCUGGAGUCAGCGAGUCAGCGCAGUCUACCUCUCUGCUCAACAGCCCUGCCUCUUCUCUGCACGGCUACCAGUACCUCCAGGAUCCUCGCCAUAUGCCCACCUCGAUACCCUUCCGCCGUUCGUGUCAAGACCUUCCCGACUGGCCGACGCUACCUGAGCAGCAUGGUAACACCACGCUGCCCAACACUAUGGCCUCCUCAAGCUCGUCCACGUACGUCUCCGGUGGAGCAUCAACCAGCAAGAGUGCGUCGUACGAGACGACGCGAAAAGCUUGGCGUGAGUACGAGUCCCUUUGUCAAGCGCUGCUCUACUCGAUUUACCUGGGACCUGACCUUGUCUCUUUUGUGCAGCGAACCAGUUUGUUCUGGACUAGCCUGAGCGCAUCAACGCUCGGUGCACUGCGUGGCGAUGGGGUUCUACACGGCAUGAUUCUCAGGGCGGAUGGGAUCAUCUUUCGACAGCUGCUGGCUAAGCUGGAUGGGAUGAUCGGCGACGAUGUUCCCGAGGAGGGCGUGGUUGGGCUGCAGAGCUUGGCGAGCAUGUUGUCCGACCAGAUUGGGGGAUUGGUGGACGAUGUGCUGCCAGAGGCUUGUAAGCUGGCCAAGGUGCAGGCAUCGGGAAACGUGGCUGAGAGUUUGCAGCAGGUCGCCGAGAUCUUCGAAGCGAUCAAGAAGUUCAGGGAAGCCUGGAUGCUCGAUGGCAACGCCGGUCCUCUUAGUGACUGGCAUAGCUCGGAUGCUGGACACCGGUCUGCACGUGCAGUCUCGCAGUCUGCUCGACCCACCUCUUCCUCGUUGUCUUCCUCGUCUUCGGCUGGUCGAGGCACGCGCUCGUCGCUGUCUCUCAGUCUGCGCAAUCGCAGCCUUCGCCCUCGGUCUGGUACUCAAUCUUCCAUCAACUCGCUCCCCGGUCCACUUGCCGACUUACAGCUUCGUCACCGCGUCCAUUCGGUCAACAGCACGCUUUCCGAUUCUCAGACUCACUCGGCUGAUGGUGUCGGGGAUCUCAGCAGCAGCCAGUGCAGGUUGCCGCCGGCGUUCGAGAGCAGCGAGCUUUCGACGUUUCAGGGCAUGUCGAACGAGUUUGUCGCACCGUUGUCGAGGGGGGAGCCGCGGUUGAGGAUGGCGUCGAAUGCCAGUGGCGAGAUCAAUCUUGAGCUUGGAAGUCUGGCGUUAGCUAUGCCUCCUUGUUACCGUGCACCUGUGCAGAGUGCCGGCGAUAGCAAUUCAGACGGGUCACAGCAGCCUCUCAAGGUCGAGCGGCGAGAUUGA
Sporisorium graminicola is the source of this 3024-nucleotide messenger RNA. RefSeq lists its product as uncharacterized. The record is from RefSeq and is a predicted model, not a curated record. Gene Ontology annotation, biological process: regulation of transcription by RNA polymerase II. The transcript has 2 exons. Gene Ontology annotation, molecular function: RNA polymerase II cis-regulatory region sequence-specific DNA binding; DNA-binding transcription factor activity, RNA polymerase II-specific. Bases 1 to 3024 code for a protein of 1007 amino acids. Lineage: Eukaryota; Fungi; Basidiomycota; Ustilaginomycetes; Ustilaginales; Ustilaginaceae.